Zeugodacus cucurbitae (melon fly) is the source of this 3175-nucleotide messenger RNA. RefSeq names its product zinc finger E-box-binding homeobox 1. Gene Ontology annotation, cellular component: nucleus. Bases 788 to 2458 code for a protein of 556 amino acids. NCBI's taxonomy places the organism in Eukaryota, Metazoa, Arthropoda, Insecta, Diptera, Tephritidae. Gene Ontology annotation, molecular function: RNA polymerase II cis-regulatory region sequence-specific DNA binding; DNA-binding transcription factor activity, RNA polymerase II-specific. The transcript is spliced from 4 exons. The record is from RefSeq and is a predicted model, not a curated record. Gene Ontology annotation, biological process: regulation of transcription by RNA polymerase II.
AAAAAAAUUGUUACUGAAUCAGUGUUCCAAUCUAAACACAUACAGACAACUGUCUCUUUAAAAAUCACUGCUGAAUAGAAAAAAUUUUAUUGCAAUCCAAAAGAUCGUAGCGGUGUUAUUGUACACAUUUCACUAGCCAUAUUCCGUGGAUUUUCUUUUGUUUAAAAAGUGCAAUGCUUCUUUUCGGAUGGUUGUCGGUGCUUUUGUUAGCAGUUUUAUUCCUUUACAAUAGCACUGCUAUAAUCCACAUGAAUGGUUUAUUAAAUGCAAGAGGGUUUACCAAGAAAAAACAAUUAUAGUUACAGCAAUCAUAAUCAAAUGACUUUUCACAAAUAAACACACACAAAGCUGUGAAAAAUUAAAUUAUUAAACCAUAAUAAAUAAUUACAUAUAUUAAUCUAUUAAUUACAGUAGUGAUAUUCGAGUCAAAUCUUGUAACCGACACAAAUAAGAAAUAAAUAAAUAAAAUAUGUAAAAAUAUUGAAGCAAACAGUUAAUGAAAAAUGUGAUACUAACACUACAGUAAUCAUACAUACUCUCACAACCACUUUAAUUCCUGGUAUCAUAUACCUCACAUGAUGCAGGAUUGUUAUUACAUUAAUGACGCGCUCGACCAGUCAACGUGCAGAUCUUUGAGUGCGGUAGUUGUCGCACUUGAAACAUUUAAGUGGUUUGAGACACAUCCACAUCAGUUGGAAUUGAGUAUUAGGAAUAGAAUUGCCUUUACACGGGAAAGAAGUGAAUCCUUUGCAGAAUUAUACAAAAAUAUCGUUAUUUUUGGAUCGCAAUGAACUUUUCACCGUUUGGUAAUACUUUCCCUGGUACAACCACUAUUCCUGGGUUGCCACAGUUCACGACAACAGCAGCGCCACAAGUUUCCACCGUAACAUCUGCGGCAGCGGUUGCCGGUGUAACUUCCCAAGGUGCAACGCAACAGGACGAAACUGCCUCCACCAGUGCUCGUUACCAACCACAGCAGCAGCAACAACAACAACAAUCUUCUGCCAACGUAAGUAUGACACAUUUUAAUCAACCCGCAAUACCGAUCGCGACUGGAACAACCGUUACCGCCUUACAUGCCAAGUUCCGCACAUCAGGCGAUGAGCCACAAGGGGAUAAAUACAAUGGACAUUUGGUGACCAUAGAAACAGCAGGCACCAGCGGCACACAACAACAGCCACAAUAUGGUAACUUACCAAUGUACACUACACAACAGGCGGAUGAUAAACAUUUGAUUACAGCAGCCAUUGCGUAUCCACAAAAUACGAUAACCGCUUCUUCGUCAACGGCAGCUGUAGGUGCAGCGAUUACAAAUACUCCACAGCAGCAGCAACUACAUGUUCAACAACAACAACAACAACAAGUUUCAGCCCCACAAGAAUUAACACAGGACUUGUGCAAUGCAAUUUUACAACAACAAGGUGUGGAUACAAAGCUUGUUCUACAAAAUACCUCAUGGCAAUCGUUAACACCAGGUACCACAGUAGCUGAUUACCUCUCCCAUCUUCCAGCAAACACACUACCAUUGUCGCUACAUCAUUUCCUCAAGUAUUCGGCCGAAACGAUAAAGAAAGAAAAUCAGGGUGUAGUACAAACGGGAGCACCGAUUGGCAUCAAUACCAUUGGGGGGACAACAACCAUUACUAUACCUCAACAACAAACGGAGGCACAAAUACAGCAACCACAACAGCACCAAGAAGCAACAACGAUGCACAUACAAGCAGAUCCAUCGACUAGUGACGUUGUGACAAUGGCCCCAGCUGUUAGUGCAACUACUACAUCGAAAAAGAAGAAACGAAAAAAACGUCCUAAGGAUCGGAAACCGAAAUUGAGACCAGGAGAAAUUCGGCUUACUACAGCGCUGGAUGGGAGCCCUUUAUAUUUAUGCCCCGAAUGCCAAGUAGCAUAUCCCGAGCCGGAUUUGCUCGAAAUACAUUUGGUUGGGCACAAUCUCGAGAGACGCUAUAUCUGCGAUAUUUGUCAGGCGGCCUUGAAGCGCAAAGAUCAUUUGACGCGUCAUAAACAGUCUCAUAAUCCAGAAAGACCAUAUAUAUGUACAGUCUGUUUGAAGGCGUUUAAGCGGAAAGAACAAUUGAGUUUGCACUUCGUGAUACAUUCGGGAGAAAAACGUCACUUAUGUCAUGAAUGUGGGAAGGGUUUCUACCGCAAAGAUCACCUACGAAAACACACACGUUCGCAUAUUGCACGCCGGGUAAAAGCUGAGCUUAGCAUGCAGAAUGAGAGCGAGCAUGGGACCAGUAUGCUACAGCCAAUAACUGUAACAACAAUUACUGAGGUACAACCUCAGUCGUCAAGUUCUGCACAACUACAACAACAUCAUUCAAGUACUCAGCAACAGCAGCAGCAACAACAACAACAGCUCCAACAACAGAUGCAUACACAACAAAUGCAACAUGUUGUGGUAACCCAACAACAGCAACAACAAAUGCUUAAUUAGCCCAAUGGCGGCAAUGAUUUUUGUAAAGUCAGCUGAAAUUCAAUAUACAUAGAUCGUUAGUAAUUGCUGGAAACUAAAUUAACACUAAUUAGUUAUAAUUUAACAUUGCAACUUGCAAAAUUUGAAAGGAGUUCGCUUUAGAUUCUCUUUGUAGUUUUUUAGUAUCUUUAUAAACACUGUUAUUGAAAGCACUUUCGUUUAUUUUAGAACUCAAAGCAGCACUUGCACAAUGCUACAUUACUACAUUAUUGUUAUUUUUAUUUUGGUAAAUUAAUCUCCAAAUUUUAUCAUAGCAUUUUGGGACAAAUAUGACUUAUGCAAACAUUAAUGAACAUCAUACGCCGCCGAACAAAUAAGUAAAACCUUAUGAGAACAUAAUUAUAAGAUAUAAGUACGACUAUUAUAAUGAACAUGGCAAGGACUGAAGGGAUAUCCGCUAUGUCACCCACAAUAGUUGUAUUUACAAAUUCCCGUCUUGUGAAAAUACAUAUUUAAUAUGUAUGUAAUAAUUAAAAUAUAAUAGCAUACUUAUUUCACACAUUACAUCAUUGUAAAUAACACAAAGUAAUAAGUAUGUAAAUUCGAAAGUAACUAUUAACACAAAUAUAAUAAUAAAUUCCAUUUAUACUAUUUAAGUAUAAACAAUUAAUACGAUAUUAUUAUAACAAAUAAAUCUAGUAGAAUGAAAUAUAAGGAAUGUAUUUUUUAUAUGUAUAC